CCGCAGAUGUGGAACUGUGAUGUGUGUAUGAUUUAGUUCUUAAUGACAGUAAUUGGGACAGUCCUGGAAAACCUUUUGCAUCAUCUUUCUCAAACCAAGCCAGCUUAGCUCAAUAAAUCGGAAAACUAAAAGAUUUAAGAAGGUAGAUCAUCUGUCAAAGAGUUGAUCGAAGUAUGCAAAAAGAAGGCAGUUUAGAUGUAGAAGACAUACAGAGGCAACUACAGAAAGCAUUCAACACACUGAAGAAGUGUUUUAAUGGGAUUAAAGAAGUAGAAGAGAAGGCUAGGCCAUGUAUAAAGAUGAUAAUUAACCUUACUGAACAGUUUCACUGCUGUACUGCAGUUACCUCCCCUGGUUUACCACUGAAUAUUGACUUUAAUGAAGUGAGGCAGAAACUGCUGUACAAAAUAUCAACAGAAAUAAAUGAAAAUAUCAGCAAGCUUCAGACACUGAUUUGCAGAUAUGAGGAGUACAGUGACUGUAUGGGGAGCCAGUAUGAUAGGAGUAUGUCAAAAUGUGGUAGAUAUACUGCUGCAAAAGACAUAUCCCAGCUACUAGAGAGGUCUCCACUUUAUCCAUCUGUCACAGAUAUGUUAGAGUGGGUACAGAUAUCUGAGAGAUCUAUAAGAGAGACAUAUUUGUGUAAAAAGUUUAUUAUUGACACAUUUAGUCCUGAUCAGCCCGGUAUCUGUGACAGUCUAGAGUCGUCUUGGCAAGAAGGGGAUAAAGACCUAUAUAAUCAGCUAGAUGAAUACAUAGCAUUAACCAGCAACUUCAUGGAAAUGAAAAUAUCAUGACACUAACUGUGCUACCAGAGGUAUACCGGAGUGAUGUACAUCAUGAGACCAGCUAUCUGGAUUUGUGGUUGCUGCUGAUUUUGAUAUUCCAAAGACAUAAAGACAAACUUAUGCUAAUCUCAAUGACUGUGCCAAGUCAAAGCUUUGCAAGAGUUAAUGUUCAUUAGGUUGUUACACAAUUUAUUACAGACUUAGAUAAUGUAGAAAGAAUUUUUGAACCGUU
Molecule: messenger RNA, 1020 nt
Organism: Mercenaria mercenaria
Lineage: Eukaryota; Metazoa; Mollusca; Bivalvia; Venerida; Veneridae
Product: ribosome biogenesis protein C1orf109 homolog
Exons: 6
Coding region: 174-797 (207 amino acids)
Cellular component (GO): nucleus; cytoplasm
Source: RefSeq, a predicted model, not a curated record